CUAUUCAAAACUGGGUCAGGUUGGGAGUGUAAUUAACAUUUUUUGCUGCUGAUGCUUGAACUGAAAGGCAUAUCUUGUAGCAAGAGUACCGUGUCGUAGAACGUUUAGGUCCUUCACUUCCUGCCCUAGUCCAUGGUAGUGCAUGGGUUAAAGGGGCGGCCGCGCUAGGUGUGCGAGAAUUGCGCAGUGCCGGAAGCACUGUGGCAGUGCCAGGAACUGCUGUCAGGACCUAGAGAUAUGGCAGCUGGAUCUAGUAUGUGGGUUGGGAGUGUGUACCUCUAUAUAAAGUCAGAUGAGGUUUCCCUUCCCAGAAAAUAUACAGACCAAAAGGCACUGAUCUAUGAAGCACUUAGGAGUGCAAUAUCAGAAUCUACCGGAGGCUGCAGAGAUUCCAUUGAAAUCCUUAAGAUUCAUUCUAGUGACCAGCAGCUUAUCCUGUACCUAAAAUUCUGCGGCCUGGAACCAUGCCAGAUAUUUCUGAAGGAUUAUAAGGAACGCAAGCUGCAGAUGCAGAUCCAGAACAAAUUGGAGAAUUGUUUUUCUGUGGCACAGCUUCCUAUUUUUACAGAACUCAAAAUUGAUACAGGAGAAAUGGACAGUUUACUGGAGAAGGAAGAGCAGUGCCUUAAAUAUAUUAGCCAAAUGAAGCCUACUAUCCAGAAGGAUGAUGAAUUUGCUGAGAUUGAUGAACGGUUAAAGAGCCUUAAAUUGGUUCCACCUUCUGCCCUAGACAGUGAUUUGUCUUCACAGAACUCCAGUCAAUGCUCCCUACCACUUUCGCUCCAUUCCAAUAGGAAUUCCCAUAUUGAAGGCAGCACUUUUUAUUUUCAAGGCGAGGAGUUUGUGGACAGGCCUUUGACUUCUACUCAUAUCCAGCACUUCGCCAAAUCAGUGGGCAGGAAUUGGAAGCUUGUGGGAAGGUCAUUAGGAAAAACCUGUCGUGCAUUGAAUGACACAGCCAUUGAAAAUCUGGCAUAUGAAUUCGACAGAGAAGGUCGCUACGAGCAAGCAUAUCAGUUGCUGCGUCUUUUUAAAGACAGUGAGGGAAAGAAAGCAACUGUACAAAGACUUGUGCAAGCUCUGGAGGAAAAUGGCUUGAACAGCAUAGCCUUUGAUCUGUUAUCUCUGAAUGAAAAUGGACUUGAAUAGUGGAACUAAAAAUAACAUGGCACCCAAGAGCUGGCUACAGGGUGAGCUUUGAAAGAGAACAAGCAGCUUUGCACCUGGAUAAUAUGUGUAGUUUCCUUCAAAAUUAUAUUCUACAUUGAGAACAAUGAUGUUUACCCAAAAAGUCCCAAUGUUCCAUUAACCUCGACCUAUAGAAGGGUAAUGUACAGGUGUUGUAAUUACAAGCAGCGCUAUCAGGUUUGUGACAUCCAUACGAUUUCCAAGGUAUCAGACUUUGGGGACAUUGCUGAAUGUAUAAGGGUCUUUACAGGAGCUUAUGACCCCGUUGAACUUAAAAGAAUUUGUCAGUAUGUGACUUACUAUAUGUGUGUCAUUUUCUGUCAGUUCUGGUUUUACAACAUAGGAUUAGUGAUAAGCGAAUCUGUCCAGUUUGGUUUUUAAACGUGCUUUUUUUUUUUGUGGCCAUUGAGGUCUAUGGGUUUUUUUGUGGCGAAACCUGGCAAAAAAUUUCACUCAUCACUACAUAAGAUCUUAUUUCAGGUUGGGUACUGGGGCAUUCAUUGUGAUUUUGUGGAUAAAUACAACAGAUGUGUGCAUUCACAUCAAACCUAUAUUGCCUCAAGGUGUUAUAACCUUUUAACAGUAGAACUUUUACUUUUUUAAAGAGCAGAUGUAAUAUUUGCACCCUUCAAUUCAUUUUCAUCACAAGCUGCUCUUGGCUCCUGCUUUGGGGCUAUAGUAAACCAAGCAGGACAAUUUAGGUUUCCUAAAUUUACAAACAUAUUUAUUUGGCUCUAAGUUCUGGAAAUACAUAAAAAUAAAUACAUUUAAAUAAUUAAACAAAUACUAAUUGACACAGGUUCAAGAUUGGUAUUUAGGUUUACUUUUCAUUCCACGUGUAGAAAUAGGUGUCUUCUAGCAUACUUAGUAUACAUACAUUCAUAGUGCAGUGUCCAUUAUGUUAAUUUUUUAUUUGUAUGAUCAAAAGCCAAAACCUGGUGCAAUAAAUAUUAAAGGGAUAUAUGACCU
Messenger RNA from Xenopus tropicalis (tropical clawed frog), 2157 nucleotides. RefSeq names its product TNFRSF1A-associated via death domain (gene tradd). Gene Ontology annotation, cellular component: nucleus; cytoskeleton. The transcript has 5 exons. NCBI's taxonomy places the organism in Eukaryota, Metazoa, Chordata, Amphibia, Anura, Pipidae. The record is from RefSeq and is a predicted model, not a curated record. Bases 238 to 1149 code for a protein of 303 amino acids. Gene Ontology annotation, biological process: cell surface receptor protein tyrosine kinase signaling pathway; positive regulation of canonical NF-kappaB signal transduction; signal transduction. Gene Ontology annotation, molecular function: molecular adaptor activity.